UUUACAGCAAGGUGUCUCAUGCCCGAGCUCUCACUAUCAAGACAUCCUUUCCAUCUGCUUGAAGAGUGGCGCGUCUAAUUGGCAGCACUGACCUUCAGGCAAAAAGGUCGAGCGUUGUGAGGGUGGAGCCUGAUGGAUCAUGGUGGUCAGUUUGAGGAGGAGGGCAAAGUAAUGUCACAACUUCAGGUGGGCGGGAUUGACCUCUGUGAUAACCUACCCAGCCCUGAAGCUCUCAGUGCUGCCCAAAGCCGAAACCUCAACGAGACAAACACACUCACACAGACUCAGAGUCCCUCUCCUUCUCAAAAUGACAACAGCAAGGAUGAAGAGGGUGAACAGGGGAAGGAGGGAUACAAAGGUACAGACAGAGAGGAGGAUGAUGAAGAAGACAUUGAUGAGGUGAUGAAGGAAGAGGAGGAUGAAUCGGAGGGAUCCAGUUGUCGAAUUCACUGCCAGUCUCCAGACACUCCAAUGACCGAUUCCUCCUAUUCUGAAACCGGCAGUCUGUUAGAGACUCCGUAUCCUUUCAGUCCUGCGACCAGUCCAGAGCCUACAUCCCCUGUCAUUCCAGAGGUCUGUCCAGAAACCGCAUAUCCCAUCAGUCCAGUGGAACUGAGCCAGAGUGAUGCUGAAGUGGACUUUGAUAACUCCAACACUGGAUCAUUCGCCUCUACUACAGGGUCCAUUACCUGCACAUUAGGACCUGCCUUCACCACAGGGCCUAUAGAGUCUACAGCACUAACUAUGACCUCAGACACCAGGUGCACCAGCCCAGUUGGGCCUUCAUGUAUCACAGAAACUACAGCCAGAAUAGCAAAAAAUACUAACUCCACUACAGAGCAUCUUACCUCAUCUACAGAGCCUGUUGUCAGCCAUGCAUGUACCAGAGGACCAGCUACUCCAUAUGCAGAACCUGUCACAUCACCUGCAGAGACAUUUACAGUAACUGCUUGCGCCACAAGACUCAACACAUCCAUUGCUUCUUCUCCUACGAGUGCAACAACAGGACCCAGUACUGUCACCACAGGACCUACAACUACCGGUACAGAAUCCACUUCCACCUCAAUCUUAAAUUGGGAACAUAUUACCUCCACUCCAGAGCCCACUUGUUUAUCAUUCUCCACCUGCACCACAGGACCUAUCCCAAGCCCUGCUCUACUGGCGUCUCUGGACCAAUUGGCACACAGAGGAGACGACACCCACUUUCCACAGUACCUUCAUCAGAUUGCUGAGGCCUUUGUCCAUCAUGAAGAUUACCAGCGGGCAUUAUGGUGCAUCCAACUAGAGAGACUCUAUCACCAGAGAGUAUUGGACAACCUGAAUGCACUACAGGAACAGUGGGGGAGUCAUUGUAGAGGGACCUCCUCUGGCUUGGCAACCCAACAUCUGGAUACUCUGAGACACAUCUGCCAGACGCACAGUCGACCAAGGACUGGACAUGCUGUGUGUGCGUCUCUGGACAUUUUGAGGCCUGUAUUUGAAGAAGGUAUUGCACAGCCUUCAUGCACCUCAGUCCAUCAGAUUGAAGGAGGGAUGGAGCAGAGAGCUGAAGACUCCUCCCAUUCUCAGAGCAGCCAUCCAGCAACCAUUAGUUCGGAAGAUAGGCUCAAUUCCCCUGAGAAGUCCGAAAAGAACAGAGAAGACCCAGACGGCAAAUUAAAGGGGAGGGACGGUGUCCAUGGAACUCCACUUACUGACAGGGAGGGAGGAGGAGUGCCGGGAUACACCAUUCCAGUGAGAGGAAAUGGAUUGCACCCCCUCACAGCUGGAGAAAUGGGUCAGUCCAAGCCCGCAGAGCAGCAGGGAGGAGAUUUAGGACCAGUACAGGAAAAGGAGGCAAAAAAGGAGGAAGAGCAGGGGGACGUAGAGCAUGCAGAAGAGGCUCUGGAGAUGGAAGAUGAGGCAGAAGAUGAAGAGGAAGAUAAACGGAAGGAAAGAGACUCUCCUUUUUGUCAGAAAGCACUCCCAGUGGAGACUCUGGUCAGCGAGGCUGAGGUGGAAGUACAACAGCUGCACCAGGAAGCCCAAGCUGAGGAGAAGCUACAUGAGGAGACCCAGGAAAGCAAUAAAACCUGCCUGCCCCAGGAGGCCCACCUUCCAGAACAGGCUCAUAUAAAACAGCAGGAGCAGGAGGAGGGAGAGGUGGAGGAAGAAGAGGAGGAGGAAUACGAAGUAGAGCAAGUUGACAUCAUCAGACAAGCUGCCACACUGGACGACAUGGCUAAACUCAUCACUGUAGAGGAGCUAUCUCCUGCCUCUGGCCUCGUCUCCAUACUGAAAAAGCGUAGCGUCCGUAUGGACAACAUGAGUGCGUCUGUGAGUUCAGAGCCCCGACCUGACAAACCCUCCAACAAGAGACGGGUCCGCUUCAAAGUUCCUGAUGACGCCUAUGACCAGGAUGUUGGCAGUGGAGACUCCUGCUUGCUUCUCUUCCUACUUUGUCUGGUUACCGUAGUGAUCAGUGUGGGCGGCACCGCCCUUUACUGCGCUCUGGGUGAUGCCCACUCUUCGGUCUGUCAGGACUUCUCCAGAAAUGCGGACUUCUACUUUGGCCAGAUUCAGCGCGGGAUAUCUCAGAUCCAGCACUGGUUUACACCAGGGUUGUAGUAGUAAAGCAUUUCAUCAACAUUGUGGAGCCACUGGCUUUUGUGUUCAUCAAAUAGCAUUCGAUGCUACUUUCUAGGACAGGUUUUUUUCAGGCAGUGGUGCCAGGCAGCUGCUCCGGUCCCAGUUUCUAUUUGGAGCUUCAGAAUUGGCUAAACAAUUAUAUCAGAUACAGUCGGCAUUUGUAAGCCUACUCCACUGCAUUUUAGUGCUCUUUGAAUACUAUCCCAGAGUCCAUUGAGACUAAAAGUCACAGGUCAGAUCACGUGUCAUUCCCUUUACUACACUAGCUUUAAAGGGAACACAGUACUGAGAGAAAGAUGACAACUUGAAGAUGAAGAGCGCAUAAUGAAAGAGGAAGAACUGACCCAUGGGGCCUCUCAGCCCUGUCAACAAUAAAUAGGACAUACAUCCUCAAGCUAAGUUUAGAGAUUCUUAUUGUGAUUUAAGCAUUCUACUGAACUAGCUGAGAACCGUCUUCCGUACAGACAUUCACUGUCAGCCAGUGAAACUCCAGUUUAUAAAUCAACCAGGACUGGAUACAAAAAUUCACUGACUCAUACUGGACUCUGAGUCUCGACUCUCUCACUUAAGAAUAAGAAACAAUGUGAGCUGAAACCUGCAGAGUUGUAGAAAAUGAUAUAAAAUGUAAAGUUUGUUAACUGGGGGGCAGAGAGAUGCCCUGCCUAUACAUACUGCACAAAUGGGAAGUGUCCCAAUGGGCAUUUUACUAGAUGUUGCAACCACUUGUGUUGCUUUUAUUGUUGACUUUUUUAAAUCACAUGAAAUUUUAAGAUGAACAAACCAUCUUGUGGUCUACUACUUGGAAUGAAAUCAUUAUGUCUUAAUCCUGUCUUAAACCUUUGAAUGAAUGUUUGCGGCGUUAAAUGUUAAACUUUUGUCAUCUGUGGGGCAUUUAUAUAUUGUCAGAAAAAAAUUGAAAAUGUUAUUUUGUUAUCUGUCAAAACUGAGCUGCUGCUGGACAAUAGGCACAUCAAAUGUAACUCAAGGGGGAAAAUUACACAAUUUAAUGCAAACUACUGAGAUCUGCAUUGCAUUGCUUUUGCAACGAGCAUUCGCUGAAGAAUAUCAGCUUUGUUCUCUUUGUACUGUACUUUUCCCCUACACACAUUUGACACAAGUCUCCUGUCGCUGCCCUUUUCUGUAAAAUUACCAACAAUGGAUUUGCAAUGAGCUGACAUGGCUGCCACUGGGGACUAGAGUCUGAAAUAUGUGUUUAUGUGUUUCAGUGAGCUAGAUUAAGCACUGCUUUGUGUAGCAUAUGCAACAUGUACAGGAACACAGUGCACCACUGUAUAUAUUCUCUCAAGAAUGUUUAACAUGUUGCACAUAUGAAUGGUACAAUUGUUUUUUGGUUUUUUUUAAGAUAUUGCAAUAUUUCUUAAGGCAUUUUUCUGUCAGCCCUGGAAUAAGAGCAGGCUUUACAUGAUUUGAUCGGAAACAAAAUAUAUUCAAUAUCCACAAACUGUCUUCAGGCUCAGUGUGAAAAGUAUUUACCAGAUAAGACACUUGAAUAGAAGAAAAUACUUAAUUCUUGGCUAGGUAUGGAAUAUGUUAGUAAAAAUUUGGUGAAUGACAACUAAUAAUUCAGUCUAAAUUAUCAGCAUAAACCUCGAUGUUGAUGGGAUUAUUUGAAGGACGGUGGCAGUCCUGCUCUCAUGGAUAUGGACAUCAUCAGCAUUUUGCAUUAUUUUCUCAUUUGCUUUUUUAUGCAACUCGAAAGGAUUUUUUUCCACAGCUUGGGCUUCAUCAAGAGUCAUUAAUUUAACAUUUGCCUGUUUUGUUAAACUUGUGUCGUGGAGUGGAGAACUGUUUUCCUUUCUGAAAUGUGUUUUCUUCUGGGGCCUAAUCUUUAUAUUAACCCCGGUGCAUUAACUCUUUCAGUUUAAAGCAAAUUUUGGUCUUAUUCGGGUCGUUUUUAGUGCUUAAGAUCACUCUUUGCUUUUGUCAGGCAUUUUUACGUUCAUACAUAUGUGUUAUUAAGACAUGUCAGUGUGGACGCCAUAACAAGUGCCCUAGAGAGACAUAUCUCACAAAGGUCUUAAUUGUCGAAAAUAAACAGUACAGAUCUCCCAUCCUCACCAGAGAGGAGAGAUUCCAGUGUCUUACCUAUGCAUUUUGAGCAGUUUAAGUUUAAAACAGUAUUACUUAUCACUCACAAAAAUUAGAAAAUUGAUUUGACAUAUGAGGUUCUCCCAGGAUGUAAAGAAUAAUAGGUUUAUUUUUUAUUUUAUUUGCACAUGUCCUCUGGCUGGUUCAGAUGACUAUGACUCAAAAAACCUCUUAUUUAAUCUGUAGCUGAUUUUAAUUAUUUAUGAUAAAAAGGAUGCAAAGUGUAAGUGGAGAUGAAAAGUAUGAGAUGAAUCUUGGUUUUUGUUUGGCAUAUUCACUUGAUUGUAAUCAUUCUAUGCAUUAAAUAGCUUUUCAUCUCUUAUAUUUUCUUAAGAAGGCUUUGGCAGAGGUUAUUUUAUAACUGAACUCUUAUUAACGCCAUCAUCUAGGUCAUAGUUGGUUAUUUUAAUCUAGCUACUGAAAAUGAUUUUAAAUUGGCAGGUUUGUUGUAUUUCUCUCAUUAUCACACAUGUUAAGUUUUGUGGUUCCUCCAGUCUAUAAACACAGGAUCGGUUUUAUUUGUUUCACACAGCUGGUUUAAAACAUGUCACUAGAACUGAACAAAUGAAAAGUUGUGUUUUUUUUUAUGUAUGAAUCAGUAGGGAGAGGUACCAUUAUCAACCUGUGGGAAUGUGUUUUAUGCAUUGAUAACUUAGUUGACAUUGUUCUUCCAGAGGGGAGGUUUUAAUCUUUUUGUUGUUUGCUGAAAACCACCUCUGCUCUGUUAUGUCUCCUGUUAAAGCCAUGAGAAAAAAAAGCUGUGAGCCUGUUUGUCUCUUCUGUCACAAUACUGAGCUGUGCUCUUCUUCAUACAGUAGCAAGGUAAUGGAUCA
Messenger RNA from Scomber japonicus (chub mackerel), 5570 nucleotides. RefSeq names its product consortin, connexin sorting protein a (gene cnsta). Lineage: Eukaryota; Metazoa; Chordata; Actinopteri; Scombriformes; Scombridae. The transcript is spliced from 13 exons. The coding region runs from base 133 to 2607 and encodes 824 amino acids. Gene Ontology annotation, biological process: positive regulation of Golgi to plasma membrane protein transport. The record is from RefSeq and is a predicted model, not a curated record. Gene Ontology annotation, cellular component: plasma membrane; trans-Golgi network; transport vesicle. Gene Ontology annotation, molecular function: connexin binding.